This is a messenger RNA of Exophiala oligosperma, 1953 nucleotides long. RefSeq lists its product as uncharacterized. NCBI's taxonomy places the organism in Eukaryota, Fungi, Ascomycota, Eurotiomycetes, Chaetothyriales, Herpotrichiellaceae. The record is from RefSeq and is a predicted model, not a curated record. Bases 1 to 1953 code for a protein of 650 amino acids. The transcript has a single exon. Gene Ontology annotation, molecular function: copper ion binding; oxidoreductase activity.
AUGGAGCGGACGAAUUCCCGAAGGCGCAAGGCUGUCCCUCCCGUCGUCGAAAGCAUCGGCAACAACUCUUCUGAGCAGGAAGUUAUACCACCACAACCGAAAUCAGCUUCUGUGGGCUCUAGUAUCUGGGACGUUUCACGCCGACCAUGGACCUGUCGUCCUGCUUAUAUGAUCGUCAUCCUGCUGAUUUUUGCCAUCACCGGGAUAUUGCUCGUUGGCCGACUUCAACCUAUUCUUCAAUUUGUUAGCACUACUGGAUAUCUAAGACAGCAUAAUGACGCGCCAGUAACCGUGCCAGGAGACCUACGAGUCAUCCUUCAUCCUGAGGAGCACGUCAGCCGUCCACCUACGACACUGGUGUACAAUUGGACAAUCACAAAAGGUCACCGGUGGCCAGAUGGUGUAAGCAAGGAGGUAUACCUCAUCAAUGAUCGAUUCCCUGGCGAAACCAUUGAAGCUAGACCCGGCGAUCGUAUCGUUGUCAACGUUGUCAACCAACUCAGUCAUGAAGGUCUCGCCCUCCACUGGCAUGGGUUGAGAAUGGUGGGUGCCAAUGAUAUGGAUGGAGCAGUCGGCCUGACCCAGAAUCCAAUACCAGCAGGCGGAAGUUUCCGGUACGAAUUUUCCAUCGGUGAAGAAGAGUUCGGGACUUUUUGGUACCACGGCCACGAGAAAACUCAGCGAGAUGAUGGAUUGUAUGGCGGACUUGUGGUUCACCGCCCCUUUGAGCAGCGCGACGAGCAAAACCACUAUGGUUAUGAUGAGGACAUUUUACUCAUGGUAGGCGAUUGGUACCAUCGUCCAAGCCAAGAUGUCUUGAGCUGGUACAUGAAUUCGAGAUCAUUUGGAAACGAACCUGUACCGGAUUCUCUUCUGGUGAACGGCAUCGGCAAUUUCAACUGCGAAAUGGCAGUACCGGCAAGGCCGUUGCAGUGUCUUGCCCCGGACGAGCGGUCUCAAAUUCCUUUACUGCCGCUCAUGAAUGGCAAACGCACUCGCCUGCGUCUUGUCAACACGGGAUCCUUAGCUGGAUUCUCGAUACAAAUAGCAGGUGCUAGUUUGCUGCCAUUUCAAGUUGACGGUGGAAACGAAGUGAUAAUGACAGAAGCCCACGGCAUUGGCAUCGUCUAUCCUGGGGAGCGAGUCGAUGCAAUAUUGCAAACUCGAUCUUUGGAUUCGCAAUCCUUUAUCGAGAUUAAAAUGGAUGACGAAAACUUCAAAUACCCAAACCCGGCACUCGAGCUUAGGCAGAUCUUCCCCGUUCAGAUUAUGUCCGACACCAACAUUGAUGUGCGGUCGUCUCUAUCUGUUGUGGAUUACUACAACCUACAGGCAGCCAAAGCAAGUGCAAACACGCGAGUUGCUUUCUCAGAAACUCCUCUCAAAUUUGUCAUUUACACGACUACGCUGAAGUUGGCAAAGCACCACAACAUUCCUAUGGGAUUCAUCAACCACACGAGCUGGUCACCGCAAUUAUCUGGUCCAUUGAUAUCCAUCUCGCGUUCUCAAUACGACCAGAAUCAGCUUUCGCCUCAUAUUCCACUGUUUAGUAAAGACAAAGACGAAGGCACAGGCCACAAUGAGUCUGAUGGUUGGGUGGAAGUCGUCAUCAAUAACCUGGACGAUGGCGGUCACCCCUUUCACUUGCAUGGAUAUUCAUUCUAUAUCGUGUCCGUCUUCCCUCGACCACCAGAAUGGACAAAUAAGAAGCCCCCUUUUACGCCGGGAGGCUCUAGCAUGUACAACUUCAAUCCAUUCGCGACAGCACCGCAAGAUUCGCCUGGUGGUGAGUACAACUUAGUGGAUCCGGUCAUGAAAGACACCGUGUUCGUGCCUCAAAGGGGCUAUGCAGUCAUACGUUUCCAAGCCGACAAUAAAGGCAUAUGGAUGCUGCACUGUCAUGUGGGUUGGCAUCUGGGAAGUGGAAUGGCUAUGAGCUGGGACAUCUCGUAG